ACGGCGCGUGCGCAUCAUAGUCUUGGAGGAGCAGUUAGCCACCAGAGAGCAGUGAACACCACAAACAGGCAGCCACAACAUGAAGUGCUUUUUUAUCCUGAUAGCGACCAGUCUGGUGCUGAGUGCAUGUGCCCAGGACGCGGCGGAUUCUGACCUGGAGCAGGUGGCAUCCGCAUCGGCACCGGAUGCGGUGGCCGUGGAGGAUCAGGUGAGCGCCGCCAGCAGCUAUGCGCCGCUGCAGGAUAAGAAGCAGGAGAAGCGCUAUGUUGGUGGAUACGGUGGCUACGGAGCGGGCUACGGCGCUGGAUACGGCGGCUAUGGCGCCGGAUAUGGCGCAGGAUACGGCGGCUAUGGCUCUGGCCUGGGAGCCGGCUACGGAGGAGCGUACGGCAGUGGCGUCGGUGUUGGCGUGGACAGCUACUACAAUCCGUACAGCUCGCGAGCUCUGGGUGGAUUAGGUGAGGAUGGUGCUGCAGUGGCCGGAUACGGAGGCUAUGGAUCCACUCUGGGCGGCUAUGGAUCCGCUCUGGGCGGCUAUGGAUCGGGACUGAGCGGCUAUGGUGGCUCCUACAACUCGAAUCCCUACGCCCUGUCCUACUACAACAGCAGGCUGGGCGCUGGAGCCGGCACUGGGUAUCCGUACUACAACACCCGGUUCGGAGCCGGUGGCUAUCCAUCCAGUUACUAUACGAGCAACUACGGCAACAGCGUGGUGGGCGGCGGCUUGGGCGCAUUGGGCGGAGUGCCGCCCAUCGGAUCGGGCUAUAACUACGGUUCCGGAAUCUCGGGAACCGUCUACUAGACGCCGCACGGCCCAACGUUCAAGAUCUAAGCUAGUGGAAUUUAUUUUUUUUCAUCGAUAUAUUUUUUUCUAACUUUAUUUUUAUUAAAAGAUGCUAUAAAAGAAA
This is a messenger RNA of Drosophila mauritiana, 908 nucleotides long. RefSeq names its product keratin-associated protein 6-2. The record is from RefSeq and is a predicted model, not a curated record. The transcript is spliced from 3 exons. Bases 80 to 802 code for a protein of 240 amino acids. NCBI's taxonomy places the organism in Eukaryota, Metazoa, Arthropoda, Insecta, Diptera, Drosophilidae.